Molecule: messenger RNA, 1090 nt
Organism: Dimorphilus gyrociliatus
Lineage: Eukaryota; Metazoa; Annelida; Polychaeta; Dinophilidae
Source: the annotation of a GenBank genome assembly
UAUGCUGCAAACCUGCCGUAGAAAGUUGUAUUUACGCGUCAUUCCAGUAUUUAACUAUCAAAACAUUCAAAGUUUUCUCAGUUCAUCUACUGAAACUAUAAACUAUAAGAAAUUGAAGAGAAAAAAAGAAGCAAACAAGAAAUUCAAAAAUGAAAAUGCGCUUCUAUUCGGUCCAAAAAUUAUUUCAGGCAAAUAUCAUAGUGGAACAGAUCAGGAAAAAACCCAUAUAGAACCUCAGCUUAAGGAGGUAACCCAAAGUACUCCUAGCCAGUCAGACUCAUAUGCGCGGACGCUCUCUCCCUUUGAAAUAAGUUCAGAUUUAGUUGGUUACUUGGAAAAAAACUUUCAAAUUAAUGAUUUAGAGAAGGAAAUGAAAAAAACUAAAAAGUAUCUAGAUGGAAUUCUUCACUAUCCAUUAAGUGGAGAAUGUGACAGUUCUCUGAGUUAUCUACCCCAAGACUUAAGAAACAAAUGGCCUAGUGUUACUAGAAUCUUAGAUAAAAGUCGACCACCCGAGGAGCAAUUCUACUUAGACAGAUGGAAAGAAAAAAUGAUAGAAAAAUUAGGCCAAGACGGUUUUGCCCAGAUGCAGAAGGACACGCUAAAUAGAGGAUCUCUGCUUCACGACUGCAUUGAGGCUAAACUUCAAAAUCAAAUAGUAUCAGAUGAAAAGAUUACAAAGAUCGAACCUCUUUGGAAUAGCGUAAGAAAUAUCUUAACGAAAGUUGAAGAUGUUCAUUUCAUAGAACAAUUUUUCCAUCAUCAACACCUACUCUAUAAGGGUAAAGUUGAUUGUGUGGCCACCUUUCAGGGAGAUGUAUAUGUUAUUGAUUGGAAAACAUCGGAAAAACCUAAAAGAUCAUUAAAGUAUACGUGGGAUGCUCCAACGCAAAUCGCAGCUUACAUAGGUUCAAUCAACUCACAAAAAUAUAUUAAAGGCAAAGUUUAUGGUGCUGUUAUUGUUUGUUAUACUAAUGGAGACGAAGCUGAUGUUCAUUUGAUGGAUGAAAAUGCAUGCAAAGAAUAUUGGGUAAAAUGGCUAAAAAGGCUACACGUUUAUUGGGAAAAAAUAAAUGGUGAAUUAAAAUAA